Messenger RNA from Haplochromis burtoni (Burton's mouthbrooder), 7743 nucleotides. RefSeq names its product cytochrome P450 7B1 (gene cyp7b1). The coding region runs from base 4559 to 6046 and encodes 495 amino acids. Gene Ontology annotation, molecular function: heme binding; oxidoreductase activity, acting on paired donors, with incorporation or reduction of molecular oxygen; iron ion binding. The transcript is spliced from 8 exons. The record is from RefSeq and is a predicted model, not a curated record. Lineage: Eukaryota; Metazoa; Chordata; Actinopteri; Cichliformes; Cichlidae. Gene Ontology annotation, biological process: cholesterol homeostasis; bile acid biosynthetic process.
UUGCUGCCGGUGCUAGAAAAGCUGCAGUGUGUCCUUGGACUGCGGCCUCCCUUUGAAAGCCUGUGUGCUGAAACAUGCUGGACGUUUAGGUUAAAUGAAACCAUGAAGAUGAAGUUUUCCUUUAUAGAUCAAAGGGUGUUUUGGUAAAUUGACUGGUUUUUAUCACUUCAUGCCUCAUUCACAUGAGCACUUCUUCAUCUGUGCUUGAGUGUUUUCGGACAUUCGAGGAUUCAGAUAUCCCAGGAAUCGAGCUACCAACCUUCUGAUUGGCAGAUUCCUGCUCUGCCGCCGGGGCUACAGCCACACUGACCCGCUUUCUUUGCUUGAACCUCAAUAAAAAAAAAGCUGCUGUGAAAAUGCAGCCAACUGCUGAUGAAGAGCACUGUCUGGCUCCUUUUUAAAGAUGAGGAGUGGCGCGAGACUUUUGCACAGUACUGCAGGGUGGGGCUAAAGUAUUGACAGGUCAGAGGGAGGAUGUGAGAGUAACGGACGCGGGUGUUUAAUCAUCCAGUUUCCUCCUCUGAGCGUUCGAGCUGCGAUCGAGCGUACAGUCACACAGACUUCUUUAUUCACAGGACUUUGUUGACUUUAAGCCUUCAGCCUGAAAGUCUGUGACGCCGAGCAAACGCUGACUCAUCAAAGACUCAUUCCAGCCGAGAACCUGAGCAGCAGCUUCCUGUGACGGUGUCACGGUUCUGGGUCGUUUCUUGUGUUUCGGUUUGUUUUCUGAUGCUCGUGUGCUCUGCUGGUUCUGUUUCUGGUUUUUGUGUUUAAGGAUUUGUUCUUCGGUUGUGUCUCAUGUUUAGCAUAGUUUGAGGUCCAUGUGUUAUAUUCUGUCUGCCUCUCAGUGUCGAGUCUGCGUCCUUGUGUGAUGGUUUCUUGUUUCCUGUUUUAUUGUGAAAGUCCGUGUCUUAUGUGUGUAUUCAGUUUGCCUUCCUUGUCUCGUCUUGUCAGUUACUUGCAGCUGUGUUCCCGACCUGUGUGUAAUGUCCCUGUUCUCUGAGUGUAUUUAAGCCGUGUCUUCUGUUGUUGUAGGCGUUGGGCUGUCUGUGUAUCUGCUGUGUGGUUUCCCUGCUGGCACCAUCAUGUACCUUUGUGUGUAUGUUUGCUGUUCAAUAGUUUAGUUUGUCUCAGUACAGAUUAGUUUUGUUCCGUUUUGCCAUUUCCACUUUUGUUCUACAAUAAACCACAUUCAAUGAGUGCCUGCAAUUGGAUCCUCGUUCAUUUCCUGACACAGUGUCAUGAUUCAUCGUCCUCACAUAGUUAACGAUGACUGUGCUGAGAGCCACACGAAGACAUCAGUGACGUCUUUUCAGUGUAAUCCAAUUUUGUGGAAGUCAACGUGAAGCUCGGAGCCAUUAAUGAGAACCAGACGGCUGCUUUCCCAACAAGAGCCGGCCUCCUGCGGGAACGCUCGGAUUACAUCAGAUGUGAUGUUGAAGCUCACAGAGUUUUUUUCUCACACUGUUGCUCAAGCAGAGAGCUGAAGUCCUGCAUCUAUUCAGUGAGUCCUGACAGAGCUCCAGCCCCACGACGUUUAACGCAUCUCAAUAAACGCCUGAUGAGGCUCCAACUGGAGACCUCAGCCCGCCUCUGAGCGUAACGGUUUCAGAAAGAAUAGAAGAUGCUUCACAGAAAAACAUCUGGGAGGUCGCUUUCCAACAAAUCCUAACAUCAAGGAAUGUUGUGUCGUGGUUAUGUCCAUCUUUUAUAUACAGUCUUCAGAAAAAUGCAGCACAAAGCACUGGCUACACAUUAAACUCCUUCUGACCUCCAUACAAGCGUUUCUGUUUCAACAAUAACCGAACAAAUUGAAAACCGUUGCUAAGAGUAUUUGGGCUUUUAUUUUGAAGGCUGAACAGCUGUAACUUCCUGCACAUUGAUGGCACAGGAGGAAACGUCCUCUUUUCUUAUGCUCUCCUUUCUCACAACCCAACCCUGAUCCGGGUUCUUAACUUCCUGUUGGAAGGGAGUUUUUCCUUCCUGCUGUCGCCUCGUGUGGGUCCACAGGGGUCAUCCCUCUAACACUGCAGGCUGUUGGCUGCACAUACACGUGCACUGAACUCAACCCGCUGCUCGCACACUUUCACUCAGCAGAAUCAGGUCAGACAAUCACAGCGUGAACCCCGAUCCCAGCCCAGAGGCCCGGCGAGCCGAGGGUUUGAGUCCGUGCGCCCACGCUCGCACUGUGUGUUUCUGCAGGUCAUCGCUGACGUGCUGUAACUUAACAGACAUAUUCUGGAUCUGUUGUGAAGCAGCUGUGGGACAGUUUGUCCGCGUGAGGACGAGCACAUCUAGUGCAGAACUCGGCGUUCGCCUCCAAAAUAAAAGCCGUGCAGAGCAGAAGAAAGAAAUGUUGGUGUAAUCAGAGGAUAUGCAACGUGAGUUUACAGGUGGCAAAGUUCCUGAUCUGUAAAGAGGAGCGGCCAAUCUCCAAACACAUCAGCCGCUGAUGCCAGAGACACGUUAAAGCGUGUUUCUGUCUCAGAAAUGUUUGAGCAAUGUCUCUUUACACAAGCCGGCAUUGGUCACCCAUCACGCUGGGAUGCCUUCACUUUCAUAUUGAGAUGAUUUCUUUCCACACUCGUCGCUGACAGACUUGGUGGGAAACAGUCGAGAUGAGAAUGUCUAAAGUGAAUGUUCAGAGACAUUCAGCAUCGGCGCUCUGCUCCUGAUUCAGUUUCCUUCUGGAGUGAUCGUCGAGCAUCAGUUCAGGACCAACAAAAGCCUGCCUUCAGUUUGGCUUCACAGACUUAAAAGCUGAAACCUGUUCGGUCAUCCAGGCUGUCCAAUACUGAGACGCUCCAAACUAAAAAACAGGGAACAGUGUCCAGAUUUAGAGUCAACAGGUGAAAUCUGUGAGCGAAUCCCAGCGGCAAAGUUCACUGCAGAAACAUGUUCCAACAAAGUUCUUCCUGUUAAAAGGAAAUUCUUCUCUAAGUGUUCGUUGUGCAUCGUCUGAUUGGUGGUUUCUCUCUAAUGUCAGAAUUUCUCAGUCUGUAGAGCUCAAAACUUGAUUUUGGGGAAUAAAUGUAAUUUUUGUCUCCAGCUGAGGAGAUUUUGGACUUCUGCAACUUCCCUUUAACCUCUUAAGCCCCAACUGCAGUCUCUCUUUUGUGCCCUGCAAAAACACGUCCUCCUGUUGAUACUCGGUGCAGCAGUUUCAUGAAGUCGUGGCCUUUGUUCUUCUCCGCUGCCGGGUGGAGCACAGCUUGCGUGUCUGGCAGGCAGAAGGUACACAGCAGGGACUCGCUGCUUCCUCUGUGAGUGGACUUUGACUCUGUGAGUGUGCACUGAGCAGGUUUACACUUACAUUAUGUCACGCUGCAGAACCAGAGCAGCACCUCAGCUCGUGUUCUGUCUCCUUCCUGUUCCUAGAUAGUAGUUUUCAUGUCAGCACAACACACACGCACACACUCGGCUGUUUGCAGUGCUUGUUUCCUAGGCUUUCAGGAGAAGCGGUGUUUCAUCAGGUACACGGCAGUGCUUCAUACAGAGACAGAAAAGCCAAGAAUGUACCUCCAGAUAUCUGGUUUCGAUUGGCUCGGCCUGCUUCCUGUUACAGUCUGCCCGAGCACACAGACUCACAGAACACUUAAAAUGAUUGUUUUUGGUUUUUAUGUCACAAGUAUUCUUAUUGCACUUCAGCUAAUUUUACAGGAACUUCUUUGACUGUUACCGAUCAUCAGUAACACUGUGGCGCUUUCCCCGGCUGAGAAGCAUCACUUCAUGACUUCAUCACUCGGCCGUCUGACUUCUGCAUGACUUUAAAGCCUUUCCUGGAUUAACUGUGUGGAAAAACAAAACCUGCUGAGUCUGCAAAUCCAAAGUUUGGUUAAUAAUGGAUGCUGUUGUUCUCUUAGCUGGUCUCUGCCACAAACAAACUCUCAUUUAAAUGAAUCGACAGAUUUUAUUGUUUCAACCAUGUACAGUACAGAGUGAAGUGAGACAGCGUUCCUCCGAGACCCUGGUGCUACUACAUGUAACACACAAACACAAAAGUGCAAUGUGCAAACAAAUGCACAAAUAAACAAGAUAAGACAGAACAGGACGACACACAACACAGUGCUCUGCAGUGCUGUGACAGCCAUGAAACUCGCUUUACUUCCCAGAGACGUUUUUAUUAGGUCAGGUAUAUUUUGGUCUCAUGAAAGGAAACACCCUGAUCUGCCUUCAUCCCUUCAUCAGACACGGUGAUGUGAUUAGAGAGAAAGCUGCCUGAGCUCUUUUCACGGUCCCUAACAGUGUUGGUGGUCUUCGUUUUCACAGGCGUGGACUGCAACUGUCCCAGCUGACAGCGAGCUUCCACUCCAACCCCACAUCCAUGAAGAACACGCACUCAGUGAAGGAGAUUUGAGUCUUCGCGGCCUCGUUUUUAUCUUUGUUCUUAUAACUUUGUAUUCUGUGUGUCACAUGUGGCAUCCAUAUGAUCGAUAAAAACAAACUGAAGUUGGUGUGUUUUAUUUUGAAAGCUUCCGGUGAUGUGUGCGUGUAUAUGUGUGUGUGCGCGCUCCCGCAGAGUAGCGCGCCGGUGUGAGUCCCGGAGAGAGGUAGGAUCAUGUCCCCGCUGCUGCUGCUGGUGCUCGGCCUUCUCCUGCCGCUGCUCCUGCUGGUCCUGCGCGGCAGGACGAGACGAGAAGAUGAGCCCCCUUUAAUAAAAGGCUGGAUUCCUUUCAUUGGAAAAGCUCUGGAGUUUGGGAAAGAUGCCCACAAAUUUCUGAAAGAACAUAAGAGGAAGUUUGGAGAUGUGUUUACCGUCCAGAUAGCAGGUAAAUACAUGACCUUCAUCAUGGAUCCUUUACUGUAUCCCAACAUCAUCAAACAAGGCCGGCAGCUGGACUUUGACGAGUUCUCCAACAGGGUGGCAUCAUUUGCCUUUGGCUAUCCACCUGUUACUAGCAAGUUCCCCGGCCUGAAGGAGCAGAUCACACGCGGCUUCAUUCUCCUCCAAGGGGAUAACCUCACGCCCCUGACAGAGAGCAUGAUGGGUAACCUGAUGCUGGUAUUUCGUCAGGACUACCUGGACCAGGAGAGCAGCUGGAAGACCGCCUACAUGCACAAGUUCUGCAACUCGAUCAUGUUCGAGGCGACCUUUCUCACCAUGUACGGCAAGCCGCCAUCCGCCAGCCGCCACAGCGGGAUGAGCGUCCUGGAGACGGACUUCAUCAAGUUUGACAAGAUGUUUCCGCUCCUCGUCGCUCAGAUACCCAUCUGGCUGCUGGGACGGACUAGGGCGAUCCGCGAGAGGCUCAUCAACUACUUCCUGCCGCACCAGAUGUCUUGCUGGUCACAUUCUUCAGAGUUCAUCAGGACACGAUUCGAGAUGUUUGAGCAGUAUGACACGCUGAGGGAUUUCGACAAAGCAGCUCAUCACUUUGCCAUCCUGUGGGCGUCUCUGGGGAACACGGUUCCUGCUAUUUUCUGGGUCACGUAUUACCUGGUGAGUCACCCUGAGGCGCUGCAGUUCGUCCGUCAGGAGCUCGAGGACGUCCUGAGACUCAGCGGGGUGGAAUUCAGCAGAGAUAAGGAUGUGACGCUGACCCCAGCGCACCUGGAGAAACUUCUCUACAUGGAGAGCGCCAUCGAGGAGAGCCUCCGCCUGUGCUCAGCCUCCAUGAACAUCCGGGUGGCUCAGGAGGACUUCAGUCUGCGUCUGGAUGCCGAGCGCUCGGCGGCCGUCAGAAAGGGAGACAUCAUUGCCCUGUACCCUCAGGCUAUUCACCUGGACCCCGAGAUCUACGAGGACCCACAGACGUUCCGGUUCGACCGCUACAUGCAGAACGGCCAGAAGAAGACCAACUUCUACAAGCGUGGCCAGAAGCUCAAGCAUUACCUCAUGCCUUUCGGCUCAGGUGCCAGCAAGUGUCCCGGACGUUUCUUCGCAAUCAAUGAGAUCAAACAGUUCCUGUCCGUGAUCCUGCUUUACUUGGACCUGGAGUUGGAGGAGGGCCAGAGCAAAGCCACCUUGGACCUCAGCAGAGCCGGCCUGGGAGUCAUGCUACCAGCUGAAGAUGUCCGCUUCCGCUACAGGCUGCGGCCUGUCUAACGGGGACCCCCCCAGCAGUCGUCCUGGUUCCCUGUGAGCGCCGACCUCGCGGCGUGCACUUCUGCGCACAGCCUGGACAGCGAGAGACCAGAAAGAACCAGACGUGCUGCACAUGAACGGCUGUGGAGACGCUGGACAGGUUGAAGCUUCCAGCCUGUCGGAUUUUUUGCCUUAAAGCUUCGUCAGUUUUAAAAGAAGACCGAAAGUAAUUACUACGUAUUUUUGCACCGUGGUUAUUGUCCUUGUUUUCUGUGCCUCGGUUCUGUUUGCCAGUAUGUACCUUUAUGUAGCACUGGGGUGUAAAUACUGUGUGAGCCAGGAGCUUCAGGUAAACAGUGUUGCAUUUGCAUGCUUUCAUAUUAACACUGCAGCUCUCAAAGUUAAAGGAACAGUCCACACUGUGCAGGAAGUCCGGCCGCGGUUAGCUUUGCGUAAACACAAGCGUCCACAGCGUACUUCAGAGUCGGCUGUGAACAGGUUAGAUUGAGAAUUUCUACAGUGGCGGACGUGGACAAAAUGCUGUUAAUUUUACUCUCUGCAGUGUUUACAUGCUUACACACACAGUUACUGUGCCUCCACAAACAGCACUCUGUUCUGCUUCUAUGCCCCGUCUUUGUUUACUCUUUCCCACCCAGGCUUCUAGGCCUCUGAUUGGCCAACACGGUUAGGAAUAUAUCGCCACCUGUUGCUUUGGCAUGUUCAUAGCAGCGUUUUGCUUCAUUUUUGCAUCUGUGGACGGGUUUUUUUUAUUUUAUUUUAUUUUAUUUUUUUAAACGAGAACGGAAAAUCUCAGUUUUCAAAAAUACGUGUGGACGUAGCCUAAAGCUGUCAGCAGACUGAGAAGGAAACGUGUCAGAUCAGGAGGGUCCGACUCCAGGCCUCGAGGGCCGGCGUCCUGCAGGUUUUAGACGUGUCAGCUGAUUUAAAUGGCUAAAUGAUGACCUCCUUACAUGUCUUGAAGGUCUCCAGAGGCCUGGUGAUGAACUAAUCAUGUGAUUCAGGUGUGCUGACCCAGGGUGAGAUCUGCAGGACACCGGCCCUCGAGGCCUGGAGUCGGACCCUCCUGUGUUUGUCCCACAGGGUGCAGCGAGUCAGUGCCACCUGCAUGUAACGAGGUCAGCCGUUAACGGCACGCUCUUAGUCAGAGCGGUGGCGUGGCCCUCUGAGGAGCGUGUAAAAACAGCCGAUGAUAACCCUGCACCGGACUUCCUGGACAGUGAGGCUGUUCCUGUAGCGCCACCUAGUGUCAGCACGCUGAGCACGCCAGACUGCAGGUGGAAAACGAUGUUUGAGAUCUGUGGUGUGAGUGCACAGUGAACCAGCUGACAGAUUCAAUGUGAAACUGUCCCACCUGUGGAUGAACUGUGCGAGGACCUGCAGGGCGCCGUUAAAGGAGCAGUUCACCUCAAAAUCAGGUGUGUUGUAGGUCCGACUGCUCUUCCCUCACGGGGAUGUGAGGAGAUGCACCGACACCGAGCUUUUAACAAGUGUUUCAUUCAGGAACUAUUUUCUUUGCACUAAUUACUCUAAAAUGUGUUGAUUUGGGGGUGAGCCGUCCCUGUGCUGCAGCCUGUGGACGAGACACUGUGUGCCAGUGUACAGAGGGCCUGAUACUCCACAGUAAUACCCGUACAUGUGUAUUUUGAUGCAUUUCAGGUGCUUUUGGUCUUUUAUUAUUAAAAUAAAAUGUAACGUGC